AUUGUGCGUGAAAUGUUUGCAUGCCUUCAGCUCUCUGAGAGUUCCUCAUUUUGGAUCUGAGGUUUCUGUUUUAUUGUGUCUGUUUUUGAGUUUGCUGUUGUCUCUAUUGACAAUAAAUUCAAUUGCUCAGGAUUCCAACAGUGCAAGAGGAUUGUCAUCAAACAGCAAUUAUCCACUGUAACAUAAGUACAGACAACAUCAGUCAGUAAGCAAUGGUUGAAGUCCAUUUUAUUGGUCAAAGUGGCGAUUUUCUCCUGACGUAAUCACUGACCCCAGUGAGAUCAGAUGCUACAUCCAUAAAGCAAGGCAGCAAACCUGAUAACGACAAUGCCACAACCUUGUUACUUCACAGAAAAGGAAGUUCACUGAUUCUGAAUACUUGAUAUCGACAGUACAGCUACAUGUUCAAACCCAAGUGACCUGCGGCUAGAGCAUGGUCUAAAAACAAAAGCGUGUCACAUGUGAAGACGGAAGCUCAUUAUCGCAUCAGACGCUCGACGACUGCACAUGUCGGCGAACACCCUUCCAGGAUUUUGGAUCAGAUUUCACCAGUGUCUGAGGGGGGUGAAUCAGCACUUCAUUACUCUACAAUUUCGACCCACUUGUUGUAGUACCCUUCAUAAAUCUUGAAUGCCUUUAUUGCUGAAAGUCACAAAGUAAAAUCCAGUGGGAUAUGAUUAAGGGUACCUUGGAGAAUCGCCCAAAAGAUAUCCUCAAACACUGAUUCUCCUUGCCCUGACCUGCCCUGUGUAGGAUACAUCAUAGAAAUGGAGGAGAGAGAUAAACAUGUGAUGUUAUCUCGGUUCAUGAAGAUGACCCAACUUGAUCUUGGAUUUGCUCAUGAUCUUCUAGAAGGUACAAAUUGGAAUUUUGAUGCUGCAGUAAGAGACUUCCAAGAACUCCAAGGCCAGAAACGGCUAUCUGCUCAAAGACAGGCAGCUCCAAAGAAAAUCUCUCCCAAAGAAAACCCUUCCAACCAAAUUCCCCCAAAGACCAGCCCAAAGCCCAGCUCGCCCCAGAGAAGUCCUCCACAGAAAGGUUCUCCCAAGAGAAAUUCUCCCCCAAAUGGGCAAAUGACACAGCCUAUUCCCAACAGGGCCUCCCCAAAAAUAAAUGGGAGAGGAGAUGAUUCCAUUUCACAUAAUGGGGGCUCCUCAUCUCCAAAUGCCUUGCAGCAUCCUCAGCUGAGAGAUCCUCCAAAGUCACCGGGUACCAAGAGACUGACAAGAGGUCUUUCAGCAGCCAACUCCAGACUGGUGAUAACCAGUCGUCAGAGGGUGAAAGAUGACGAAGAGAGCCACAACUAUCAACUUGUAGACACACCAAGAUUCACCUUCAUCUUGCCUGAUCUACUGGUGUUCCCUGCAGACUUUCGUGCAUUCGUUGAGAAGGAUCUCAUUGACUCUUGUACAAUGGUCAACCUUGAAAACUCAGGUUAUCUGAACUGGUGGGCAAAGACAGGGGCAUGUUCUAAGCUGUGGCCAAUGGCAACAACUGGAGACGGCAAUUGUCUUCUGCAUGCAGCAUCAUUAGGUAUGUGGGGUUUCCAUGACCGUCAGCUGACAUUACGUAAGGCUUUAUACAAAGAUCUGUCGGACCAUCAACACACGGCACAUAUGCAAAAACUAAAGAGAAGAUGGCGAUGGCAACAGACAUUAGCAAACAAAGAGUCUGGCCUGGUGUAUUCUGAAGAAGAAUGGGAAGAGGAAUGGAAGAGUCUCCUGAAGCUAGCAUCCACCAUUCCAAGGAAUCAUAAAUUCAAGAAUAAUGGAGGCAAGCCCAUGGGUGGAGGACCCCUACCAUCUGUAGCCGAGGACCAAGACUAUUUGGAUGAUGAUGAGGAGAUCAUGUAUGAGAGUUUGGAAGAAUUCCAUGUGUUUGUUCUCUGCCAUAUCCUCCGUCGACCCAUCAUCAUCGUGGCCGACACCGUCCUCCGAGACUCCCAGGGCCAGCCCCUUGCUCCUAUCCCUUUCGGUGGUAUCUACCUACCAGUAGAGCUGCAUCCUCUUGAGUGCCAUCGCUCGCCCUUAGUCCUCACCUACGAUGCAUCCCAUUUCUCAGCGCUGGUUCCCAUGGAAGUGGAUAGCCACCGUGACACAGAGCUCAAGAAACAACCCCCUGUCAUUCCCAUCACCGACUCCAACCAUCACCUCCUGACCCUUCACUUCAUCGUUGAUCCUGGUAUCGGGUGGCAGUGGAAGGAUGAGAACCACAACGAUGACAAGACAAACGGUAUCGAGGAAGACACCUCGCUCCACAAGCUGGUCUACAGUCCCAAGGACAAGCUGAAACUCCUGCAGACGUAUUUGGAGUUGGUGAGGCUAGAGAUUCCAGAUGUCCAUCACCAGGAGAGCUCAUCGCCAACACAGGGAGAUGAAUGGGAGCUGUUACCACCCAAGGAAAAUGGCAUGAAAACUGUCAAGGUUGAAGUCGCUAGAAGCAAUUCAAGUGGAUCAGAGAAGAGUGACAGAAGCGGGGGCAAGGAGAAAGAGAAGUCAAGGUCAUUUGGUAAAAAGCUCAAGCACUUUGCGGGACUUGAUAAAAGCAAGAAAGGAUCAUCCCGCAAAGAUAGCCAUGAGCAGUUUCACAUCAUAGAGGAGAAGCACAAGAAGGACAGAACCUCAACCGAAGUGACCAUUCAGGAUGUUGCUGACCGUUCAGUUGUGGUAGCAGCAAAGAUGGAUGAUGUUAGGUUACAGGGAGUGGAGGAGAUGAUAAGGAAUUACCUGGAGUCAGCAAAGACCCGUUUCCAUGAGGAGGUGGCUCUGAAGAGGAUGAUUGCUGCUGAGAAUCGGAGCAGACAGCAGCAGAGGAUCCAGAGAGAACAGCGCCCUCACGAUGUUUGUAUUGAUGAUGACGAAAGAACUAAUGAGGCUGCAUAUCACUUUGCCUCUCUUCCACGUGUCCAUGUCAACGGGCCCAUGUCUUCCAGAGGCAAUCAUGAUUAUCCUGAUAAUGGUAGAGGUGUACAGUAUGUCCAUGCAACAAGUAGCAACCCAGGCAGUCCUGCCAUGGAGCGUGUCAACAACGGUACAUCAUACAACCCAGCAGCCAAGCGUCAAGGAGGAACGUACAGCCCACAGCCAGUACGUGCACACUACAACCCUCCACAACCACGCUAUCAAGCUCAAACUCAAUCACCACAGUUUCAAAGAACAGUACCCAUUCAGAGACUUCACAUCAACGACAGGAAUCAAGAAAUCCGCUCCAAUUCUAACCCAUACGCUACUCAUGUCAGGGGAAGGCGUGUACCGAUAGAAGAGGAAGCUACAAGGCAGUGCCGUACCUUUGGUUGUAAGUACUUUGGCUCAGAAAAGACAGACUUCCUGUGUUCCCAUUGCUAUGAGUCAAUCAUUCGAAAGAAGCAACCUCUCAUGCGGUAGAGAAAGAUAAAGAAAAUAAGGAAGCAUUUGAUAAGCUUGCUGGGUCAUCCAUAGUUUUUUUCAAAUGAAUGAGUUCUGCACAUUUAUCAUUUUAAGUUGUCAUUGUGUAUUGUAUGUUCAAUCAUGUCUUGAAUAAAUUUUUUCCCACAUGUGAUGCAGCUUUAUUCUCAUGUGCCAUGUUGUUUUAUUAUCAGUAUGAUUAAAUAUGACAUUGCUUUAAUUAUUAAUUGUAUUUUCCCAACAUCCAGGUGAUGAGAAGAUACUUUGUUGAUAUUUUGUUGUGCAGAAUGUAUGGAAGCAGACUUUUGGCAGGUGUCUGUGUGUAAUUUGUUACGAUUUUUUUCUUAAUUCUAUCACUAGAUAUAAUUGAUAACUGAAAGGUGGUGAGACCUAAGUGCAAUUAGAAUGCAAACAGCUGAUGAGGACAUACAUGAAGAGCAAGAAGAUCUUUUUAAGAAAAAAAAUUAAGGUUAAGUUUAAGUUGUGAAGUAGGAAAGGUUUAUAUCAAUACUUUUAAAAAUUUAUGAAUUUUCAGAUACUGGUAAUAUGUUUUGAAUGUAUUGUUCAAGAAAAUUUACACUUGAUUGAUAGGAUUUUCUUAUAAAUAUGAUAUCCAAUGGUGGAAAAAUUGUUCACUUUUAUGAAUACCAAGAUUCAUAUUGAACAGGUUAAAAAUCAUUUAAUGUAUAUCUGUAUAAUGAAUCAUCUAAGUUUGGAUUUCAUUCAUUCCUGUAUUCACAACAAGUAGUGUGCUUGUGGUGUGUUAACACCAGCUAAUCUCUCCAUGUCAACUUGUUAGAAAAAACAACUUUUUUUUAAUACUGUAUGUCUAAAAUAGGGUAAUUGUGACAUGAUUGAAUACUGACUUCAUGAAAUCCAUGAAUGUACAUAGAUUCAUCUUUAUUCUUGGCUUGAUAAAUCUAUUUCUUCAUUAGCCUUUAAAAUCACCCUUUUCCAAGCUAGUAUAAUGGAACAAGACCUAUUUGUGUCAUUUUCACAAAACAAAAUUAAUAUUUUUACUUUGCUUUGGAAAAUUCAUCUACAUAUUAUUAAUGUAUAUUUAUAUAGCGCAGUUACUAUGUGCAUAUACUCAACUGCGCUUUGAUACUUGGUAUCAUAUUAUUACCCCGGCUGUAGCUAAGCCGCCAUAUUAAUAGGCGCUAAAGCGGUCAAGGAAUAAAUCCUACCGGGUACCCAUUCACCUCACCUGGGUCGAGUGCAGCACAAUGUGGAUAAAUUUCUUCAAACCCACGACCCUCUGUUUCAAAGUCUUGAGACUAAUCCACUGGACCACAACGCUCCACACGAUUUGCUUUUUAUUUUUUUUAUUCAGUUCACUUUUAUUCAUUUUCUCUGCACAAAUUAUAAACAACAAAUACAUGAAUGACAAAUAACACAGACAAAAGAAGUUAAGUAAAACUUUUGAGAAAUAGUUACUAGUAAAUAAAAUUUUAACAAAUGUAUAUUUUUAUUUUAGAUUUGUUUGAAUCAAAUGAUAAUGAAUUUGAAUUGCAUACCACUGCCAUGGUACUGCCUGAAUGUAGCCAAAAAAAUGAAGUUGAAUUGAUCACAUUUUAUUAUGGGUCAGGAUACUAAACAGUUUUAGUUAUACUGGGGAUACUGGUGAGAUUGGCAAAGAUGCUCAUUAGCACCAUUCUAAUCAGUUGAUUUUUCUGACCAGCAAAUGGAUAUAAUCAUGAAUAUGCAACUUGAAUGAUUUAUGCAAACCUAAUAUAGCCCCCAGUUCAAGACAGCAAGAAUUGAUCAAAUGAUGUCCUAUUUUUAUUCAAACAUUGAAAGAAAAACAUGUGUAACAUAUCAUUUUAAACAGUACUAUUAUCAAUGCAAACUUAUGUUUGUGAUGUUUUAUUAGAUUAGAGUAAUUACACUAUGAUUAUAUUUUUUUUCAAUGAAAAUAUGCAAUGUAAAUAUCAAAAUUAUAUUUAAGCUAAUAUUGAUUAAUUCAUGAUUAUAUUUGCCUUGAAACAAGUAUUGUAGUAUUCAAGUACAUAUGGGAAAAUAUGAGAUGUAUUGAAUCGAAUGAAUUGUAUGUACAGAUCAGUUUGAAAUACCAAUAUAUUCUAAAGAUAGAUACAUAGAUAGUGCAAAAGAACUUCAGAAGGUAAUCAGAAAAUUGCAGAAGUAUGUGGACAGUGUGAAAUUAGUCAAUGUCCCUUACUAUUUUCCCCCCUUAAUUGUAUCCCUUUAACAGUAUACAUACAACUCAUUUACAUGUAUUCCUUGACAAAACUUGUAUGCAUGUCUGGUCAACAACUCUGAUGUAGCACAAACCGACUAUGAUUAUAUAUCUUGUUGAUUCUUUAUAAAACCUGACAUCAUGAAAGUAAUUUUUCUUAUGCUACAUGUACUUAAAUAAGUAUUGAAAUUGAAUUUGAAACCUGUUAUACAAUGUGUAUGUAGGGUCAAGUCUUUGGUCACAAUAUAAAUGUUCUAUAUCAUUGCAGAAUACAUUUAUCAAACAUAAUACAUUAUCUUUUAUUAAAUCAGAUGUAUUAAAGAUUUUUCCAUACACAUAUGGCUGAAUAUGAUAUAUAUAUAUUAUGAAUUAGCGUUUCCAUAUAUGCCUUAACACAAAAUUUUUAUGUUGUGUAUUUUCUCUGCCAGCCUUCUUAGCUUCCUUGAAUCAAAUUUAUGUAAGAAAUCAUUUAUUGUUUUAAAAAAAAUUAUAUUUGUCAUCCAAGUUAAAGUUCAUACCUGCAUUUAAUGUUCAUACAAAAUGUACAUGUGUAAGAGCAACCCAACUGUAUUCUGUACAUAUCAAUAUGACUGCUCAUAUUCACAUUGUUUUAGCUCAUACUGAUACAUUUUUUUUGUAUAUAUUUAUUUUUUGAGGGAGAAAAUGUGUAAAGGUUGGGAAACAAAUUAUAUUUUGCUGGAGUUUAAAAAUAUCACAUUUGCUUGUAGAAUAAAAAAAUAUAGCCUUAUUUCCUACAAAGAAAA
This is a messenger RNA of Lytechinus pictus (painted urchin), 6344 nucleotides long. Its product is annotated as OTU domain-containing protein 7B-like. The coding region runs from base 768 to 3383 and encodes 871 amino acids. Gene Ontology annotation, molecular function: zinc ion binding; K63-linked polyubiquitin modification-dependent protein binding; cysteine-type deubiquitinase activity. Gene Ontology annotation, biological process: protein K48-linked deubiquitination; protein deubiquitination involved in ubiquitin-dependent protein catabolic process; protein K63-linked deubiquitination. NCBI's taxonomy places the organism in Eukaryota, Metazoa, Echinodermata, Echinoidea, Temnopleuroida, Toxopneustidae. The transcript has 10 exons. Gene Ontology annotation, cellular component: cytoplasm; nucleus. The record is from RefSeq and is a predicted model, not a curated record.